Messenger RNA from Thlaspi arvense, 3924 nucleotides. The record is from the annotation of a GenBank genome assembly. Lineage: Eukaryota; Viridiplantae; Streptophyta; Magnoliopsida; Brassicales; Brassicaceae.
CAAAUAUACAAAUAAGACUAAUUAUUGUUACAAUUUUGAUUUCAAAUCCUCUCUGUUUCUUGAGGUACUUUGCUAGAAAAGAGAAAUGGAGCAAGAUAAAAGCUUGGAUCCACAACUAUGGCGUGCUUGUGCAGGGUCAAUGGUUAAGAUUCCUUCACUAAAUUCAACGAUCUUCUACUUCCCUCAAGGCCAUAGGGAGCACGCCCACGCGCCUCCCAACUUUCACGCGCCGCGCCUCCCACCACUCAUCCUCUGCCGCGUCGUCGCUGUGAAGUUACUCGCCGACGCAGAAACCGAUGAGGUCUCCGCCAAAAUUUCGCUUCUGCCGCAGCCAGAAACUAAUCUGUAUCAGAUAAAUGCCGCCGUUCCAAGUCCAGAUCCUCCAGAUGGUGACGGCAGCGAGAAACCGGUGUUUUUCACUAAAUCGCUGACGUAUUCUGACACCAACAAGGGCGGCGAAUUAUCCUUGCCGCGUAACUGUGCCGAAACAAUCUUCCCGUGGCUUGACUAUAAGGCGGAUCGUCCGGGCCAGACCGUCAUCGCCAAAGACAUCCACGGCAAGACCUGGAAAUUCCGACACAUCUACAGUGGUAGGCUCCGCCGUCACCUCCUGACAACCGGCUGGAGCACUUUCGUUGACCGGAAGAAACUCAUCGCUCGCGACUUAAUCGUCUUCCUCCGCUCCGAAUCCGGCGACCUCUGCGUCGGUAUCCGUCACGCAAAAAGCGACCUUUUAGGAUCUAGCAGCCCACACACCGGGGUUUCGGGUUUCCACUUAGCAAUGGCGCGUGCGGGGUGUGGGCAAUCGUUCGAGGUGGUUUAUUACCCUCGCGUGAGCACGCCGGAGUUCUGCGUGAAAGCGGCUGAUGUGAGAGCAGCAAUGAGUAUACAAUGGUGCACUGGCAUGAGGUUUAAAAUGGCGUUUGAAAAAGAGGAUCUUUCUGGAGUCAGCUGGUUCAUGGGUACUGUCUCCGCCGUUCAAGACGCCGAUCCAAUCCGCUGGCCCGAUUCCCCAUGGCGUCUCCUCCAGGUAGAGUGGGACAAACAGGAUAUACGGCUAGUAGACGUGAAGCGAGUUAGUCCGUGGCUAGUCAAAUUGACGCCUGCUUCACUCUCCUCUCGCCAUCCUGGGAAAAAGCCAGGGAUUCUGCCGCCUUUCGGUACCAAAUUCCCAAUUUUUCUCCCAUUAAGCCGCAGUUUUCCAGGAGACUCGGGUCCAGGGUCUCUGCAUCUGGCGUAUCCUUUCCACAAAGAAACAGAAUGCAUAUUAGUCUUCUCGUGCAAUGACAAGGAUGUGGAUGUGGACAAGGACGAGGACGAGACACUUUUCGUAGAAACCAUCUCAGAAAAACUGCAAGCACUAGAGGUUACCCCUUUGACAUAUAAUCUAUCAUGCAAAAAGAACAUUGACAAAGAGACCCUACACAGAUCUGGUGUUGGUAUUUUGGUACUUUCAAAUAGUUAUGCUUAUGCUAGACAGUCCUUGGAUCAUCUCGUGGCCAUCAUGGAACAUUGGAAAGCAAAAAACCUUGUGAUUAUUCCUAUAUAUUUUAAGGUAACACUUUCAGACAUUUGUCGGUUGGAAGGCAGUUUUGAAGCAGCAUUUCUGCAGUCUCUUGAUUCUGACCAGCCAGGCAGAGUUCAGAAAUGGAAGGCGGCUAUGGCUGAAAUAGCAUCCAUCGAUGGACAUAACUGGACAAAAGAGACCCAAGUCAUGCUUGCCGAGGAAGUUGUAAGAAACGCAUGCUUAAGGCUACAUUUGAAAAAUAGCAAGAAUAUGGCCAGCAUUCUAGCAUUGUUAGAGUACUCCCAACCUCCAGGCGCUGAUUUUAUGGGAAUUUGGGGUGCGCCAGGACUAGGUAAGACUUCCAUUGCUAGAGAGAUUUUUGGCGCUCUAGCUCCACAAUAUGAUUUGUGCUACUAUGUGCAAGACUUUUAUCUGAUGUGUCAAACGAGAGGGCUGAGGCAAAUGCGUGAUGAUUUCUAUUCUAAAGUAUUCGGGGAAGAAAAACUAAGUAUAGGCUCUUCUGAUAUAAAACUCAGUUUCAUGAGAGACUUGUUCUACAAAAAAAGGAUUCUUAUUGUUCUCGAUGACGUGAGUAACGCCAGAGAUGCAGAAGCCGCAGUUGGAGGGUUUGGCUGGUUUUCUCAUGGACACAGAAUCAUCCUAACCUCUAGGAGAAAACAAGUUCUUGUCCAGUGUAAGGUUAAAGAGCCAUACAGGAUCCAAAAAUUAUGCGAGUCUGAAUCUUUUCGUCUCUGCAAACAAUAUUUGAGUGUAGAGAGUGGCAUAAUCUCGGAGCUUUUGAGCUGUAGUAGUGGUAUUCCACUGGCCCUCAAAGUGUUGGGUUCCACUGUAUCAAAGCAGCAUGUAAGCAAUAUGAAGGAACAUCUCCAAAGCUUGCGGAGAAAUCCUCCAACUCAGAUUCAGGAAGCAUUUCGGAGAAGUUUUGAUGCUCUAGAUGAUAACGAAAAAAACAUAUUUUUGGAUCUCACAUGUUUUUUCAGAGGGGAGAACAAAGACUAUGUGGUACAAUUACUGGAUGCUUGCGGGUUUCGUACAUAUUUGGGAAUCUGUGAUCUCAUUGACGAGUCUCUCAUCACCCUUGUGGACAGUAGGAUAGAGAUCCCAACUCCUUUUCAAGACAUUGGUCGAUUUAUUGUUUAUGAGGAAGGCGAGAACCCAUGCGAACGUAGCAGGUUGUGGGACUCUAAGGACAUCGCCGAUGUAUUGACAAAUAAUUUAGGAACAGAAGUAAUUGAGGGCAUCUUCCUGGAUGCGUCUGACUUGAACUGUGAGCUUAGUCCUACUGUGUUUGGUAAGAUGUAUAGACUUAGAUUGCUGAAGUUGUAUUGUUCCACUUAUGGGAACCAGUGCAAGCUAAGCCUACCUCAAGGCCUCGACACUUUGCCUGAUGAGCUAAGACUACUUCACUGGGAGAAUUACCCUCUGAAAUACUUGCCUCAAAAAUUUAAUCCUGAGAACCUUGUAGAAGUAAACAUGCCUUAUAGUAACAUGGAGAAGUUAUGGGAAGGGAAGAAAGAUCUGGUGAAGCUAAAGAAAAUAAAUCUGAGUCACUCCAGAAACUUAACUGAUAUCCUGAUGUUAUCAGAAGCCCUGAACCUUGAACACAUUGAUCUUGAAGGAUGUACGAGUCUGGUUGAUGUUAGCACCUCUAUUCCUCGUUCUGGGAAGCUGGUUUCCUUGAAUAUGAAAGACUGUAUUCACUUGAGAAGUUUGCCCACCAUGGUUGAUUUGACAUUUUUGAAGCUUCUCAACAUGUCUGGCUGCUCAGAGCUAGAGGAGAUUCAGGAUUUUGCACCAAACUUGAAAGAGUUGUAUCUAGCUGGGAUUGCCAUAAGACAACUUCCCACGUCAAUUGAGAAUCUCACUGAACUCGGUACGCUAGACCUGGAGAACUGUAGAAUGCUUCAGCAACUGCCAUCAGGAUUAAAGAACUCGCGAUGUAUUGUGGAGCUUAAGCUGUCUGGCUGCACAAGCCUUGUUGGGCUAAGAAGCAUGGGAACUUCGGUGAACUCACCUCUUCCGCUUCCGAGUUUGAAGCGAGAUUUUGGAAAAAGUAGCGGAAGCGCAAAAAAGGUUCACUUUGAAAAUGAUAUGAUACCUAGAGGAGUACAGACCUGGGGAGAGGAUAAAAGGGUGAGGAAUGAAUCUGAGUCAGAUGUUACAGAUGAGGACCAGAGACCACCGAUCCUUUACACAUACAAGAGGAGGAAUCGUUUAGCUCGGGUCUAGGAGCAUUGUUGGGCCUCGUGAGUAGAAGCAGCAAACAUUCUAGAAGGAAGGGCGAGGGAAUAACUUGGGAAACGAGAAGACACGUGGAGCUGGAAGGUUGGUUCGAGGGGAAUAAUGCCGCACAUGGGAAGUUGCGAAGGAUCUCUCGGGAUCGGUAAAUAGAGGGG